Molecule: messenger RNA, 2352 nt
Organism: Ustilago hordei
Lineage: Eukaryota; Fungi; Basidiomycota; Ustilaginomycetes; Ustilaginales; Ustilaginaceae
Product: putative protein CCN1 - putative cell cycle control protein
Exons: 1
Coding region: 1-2352 (783 amino acids)
Biological process (GO): mRNA splicing, via spliceosome; spliceosomal complex assembly
Cellular component (GO): post-mRNA release spliceosomal complex; U2-type catalytic step 2 spliceosome; Prp19 complex
Molecular function (GO): protein binding
Source: RefSeq, a predicted model, not a curated record
AUGUCGCGCACCGCCCCUCGCAUCAAGAAUCGCGCCCCGGCGCCCAUCCAGAUCUCAGCCGAGCAACUCCUUCGCGAAGCUCAAGAGCGUCAAGAAGCUCCCGCUGCCGCCCCUGUCCAAAAGAUUGAAGACUAUGAGGAGCUCGAAGAGUAUCGUGGCCGACGCCGCUCUGACUUUGAGGAUAGGCUUCGACGCACCCGCACCAACAUGUCAACCUGGAUCAAGUAUGCAGCGUGGGAAGCGAGUCAAGGCGAGAUGGAUCGCUGCCGAUCCGUGUACGAACGAGCACUUGAUGUCGACCCACACUACUUGCCAAUAUGGCUGAGGUAUACCGAACAGGAGCUCAAGAUGCGAAACGUCCAACACGCACGAAACCUCUACGACCGUGCAGUUAGCAUCCUUCCACGCAUCGAUCAGCUCUGGUACAAGUAUGUACACUUGGAAGAGCUGCUGGCUAACCUCGCAGGUACAAGGCAAGUCUUCGAGCGAUGGAUGGCAUGGGAACCGGAAGAGAAAGCUUGGCAUGCGUACAUCAACCUUGAAGUCCGAUACGGCGAAAUGGACCGAGCAAGCGCAGUUUGGGAACGAGCGGUUACAUGUCACCCAACACCGAAACAGUGGAUUCGUUGGGCAAAGUUCGAAGAAGACCGUGGUGACCUCGAAAAAGCGCGGACAGUAUUUCAAAUGGCCCUCGACUACGUCGGCGAGGACGAAAAUGCGAUGGAAAAGGCACAGAGCCUGUUCACUGCGUUCGCAAAGAUGGAGACCCGCUUAAAGGAAUACGAGCGAGCAAGAGUCAUCUACAAGUAUGCAUUGGAGCGUCUACCACGCUCAAAGUCAGAAGGUAUCUAUUCGAGCUACACUCGCUUCGAGAAGCAGUUCGGUACCAUGAGCAGUGUCGAGGAUACCGUGAUAGGCAAACGACGCAUUCAGUACGAAGAGGAACUCGCGGCAGCACAAAGCGGUGGCACAACAACAACAGACUAUGACACAUGGUUCGACUACUCUCGCCUCGAAGAAGACGCCUACCGCGCUCUUUCAGCCUCCGGUGGCUCGCAAGAGCAACUCGAGCAAGCGACAAAACGUGUCCGCGAAGUGUACGAACGAGCAAUUGCCCAAGUCCCUGCCUCCACAGAAAAGCGAGAUUGGAGAAGAUACAUCUUCCUCUGGCUCCGCUACGCUCUCUUCGAAGAGAUUGAGGCACAGGACUACAGUCGAACAAGGGAGAUCUACAAAGCAGCUAUCGCCGUCGUCCCGCACAAACGUUUCACCUUCGCGAAACUCUGGAUCCAAUACGCCCGCUUUGAAGUGCGUCGUCUCGACUUGACCACAGCACGCAAGAUCAUGGGUACAGCAAUUGGAAUGGCGCCUAAGAUGAAACUCUUCACCGCCUACAUCGAUCUCGAGCUAUCUCUCAAAGAGUUUGACCGAGCACGAAAGAUUUACGAGAAGGCACUUGAAUGGGAUCCCACCAACUCGCAGACAUGGGUCAGGUUCGCGGAACUGGAGAAGAAUCUCUUCGAUACCGAUCGAGCGAGAGCAUUGUUCGAGCUUGGUGUUGGUCAGGCAGAAGCCGCGGAAGAGAGACUCAGUGGAGGAUUGGAUAUGCCCGAGAUCGUCUGGAAGGCAUACAUCGAUUUCGAGUUCGAAGAGAGAGAGUGGGAACGGGCGGAUACAUUGUACGAGAGACUGUUGGAGAAGAGCGGACACGUCAAAGUUUGGAUCUCGUAUGCCUUGUCCAAGGUCAACCAGGCCACUGUGAUUGAGGAGGAUGAAGACGACGACGAGGUCGAAGAAGACGAAGACGAAGAAGCAGAGAAGUCCAAACCAGUACGCGAACUUACCGAAGAAGAGCAGCGGAUUCGAGCCGAACGACGUGCAGCACUUGUCUCAUCCGCGCGCAGCAUCUUCCAGCGCGGUUACGACUCGCUCAAAUCGCGCUCCCUCAAAGACGAACGCGUUGUCCUUCUCGAAUCAUGGAAGACAUUCGAACGGCAGCACGGCACGCAACAGACACUGUCGGAGGUGGAAGGCAAAUUUCCACGUGUCGUCAAGAAGAGACGCGAAGUGGCUGGUGGCGAUGGCGAGAUGGAAGAAUAUUACGAUAUGAUCUUCCCGGACGAUGAAGAGAAGGGUAAGGGUGCGUUCAAGUUGUUGCAAAUGGCUCACGCUUGGAGGGCGGCACAAGCUGCUAAGCAGCAGCAGGAGAGACCGCAGCAGGGGGAACAGGAUGCAGGGACGCAGAAUGGUGGACCAGAAGAGGAGGAGAACCCGGAAAGCAUGUCUAUCGAGAUGGACGAUGACAGCGCCAAUGAGCAAGAGAAAGAUGCUAGCGGGCAAGAGGACGCCUAG